GAUUUUCGUAAAUCUCGUAAGUAAACGAAUAUAUAAUACCCGGGUUGUAGCGCACUCGGCUGAGACGCUUUUAUGCAAUGCAGUAGAAGUCUUCAAUAAUAUAAGACCUAGUUAUUAGUGACAACAUUCAUACAGAGGAGAAGGAAGGAAAAAUAAAAAAGAUGAAGAUACUUCUUUUUUGCAUGUUCUACGGAAUUGCACACUGUGCCGAAUGGUCAUAUGCAGGCAACAGUGGCGUGGAGUACUGGCCAGAAAGGACUGGCACAUUUUGUAAUCAGGAAAGGCAAUCGCCGAUUGACAUACCAUGGACACUUCAGUACCAAAACUUUGACCCCUUUGUACUGACGGGGUACAACAACAUGGCGACUUACGGGCUGAAGCUAAAGAACAAUGGACACACAGCACAAAUUGACAUCGCGGCUGCAAGUUUAAAUCAGACCUAUGUGACCGGUGGUGGUCUUGACGGAAAAUACAUUGCCGUACAGUUACACUUUCAUUGGGGUAGGAACGAUGACGAAGGGUCGGAGCAUACAUUCAGGGGUCAAAAGCACCCACUGGAGUUACAUAUAGUACACUAUAAACACGAGUAUGGAUCUCUGUCAGAAGCUGUAAAACAUGGUGACGGACUGGCAGUCCUCGGCUUCUUUUUUACGACAAAAGAUGCAAAAGACAAUGAAAAUCUGGCACCUCUCAUAAACAGUCUCGACAGUGUUUCCUUUAAAGAUGGGAAGGUGCCGAUCGGUAUCGACUUUGAGGACCUAAUGCCGUCCACUCAUCAACAUUUCUACAGAUACAUGGGUAGUUUGACCACCCCAGAAUGUAACGAAGUUGUCGUCUGGACUGUGUUUGAUACUCCCAAUACUAUAUCUUCUGCCCAGCUCGCAAAGUUCCGACAACUGUAUGAAAAAAAAGAGAAUGAGAAAAACGAACACAUUACAUGGAACUACAGGCCGACACAGAAACUGUUUGGUAGAACAGUAUACAAGACUUUCGAGACCGAUAUUCCACCUUCCUGGCAUUGGAGUUACGAGGGUGUUGAAGGAGCAGCUUACUGGAAGAAUUAUUACCAAACAUGCAGCGGAGACCGCCAGUCCCCUAUUGACGUACCUACUGGGGAUCACCUAGAACCAUAUGAUCCCAACUUGAAUCUGGAAUCCCUCGAGUUCGUGAACUAUGACAAGCUCAUCACUGGAAAGAUUUUGAACAAUGGACACACCGUGCAAGUGAACAUUGAUAGGGAUGACAUAAAACUGAGGCACGGUGGUCUAAGUGGUGAUUAUAUCGCUGCACAGUUCCACUUUCACUGGGGACAUAACAAUCAAGAGGGAUCUGAACAUACUCAUGAAGGCAAAGCUUAUCCACUUGAAAUGCACAUUGUCCAUUAUAAAGAGGAAUACAGGGAUUUGGCAGGAGCAGCUGUAAAGCCUGAUGGAUUAGCAGUUGUUGGAGUUUUUAUUCAGGGUGGUGGCGCCAUUUUGAACAACAACUAUGAAACAAUCGUAUCUAAACUGCCUGAUGUAAAAUAUAAGGAUGCAGAGGAAGCUAUCAGUGGGUUCAAUCUUAAGCAACUUAUAAAUAAAGACCUCAAACUUAACGCAACAACAGGACUCCACACGAGUUACUACCGAUACUUGGGCAGUCUCACAACACCCCCUUGUUCGCCAAUCGUGACUUGGUCCGUAUUGAAAUUCCCUGUUCAAAUCAGCCAAGAGCAGAUUGAUGCAUUCAGGAAUGUCACCCACAUUACCAGUGGCCCCGCCGGACAGCACGACUUCAUCAAGAAAAACUUCAGGCCUGUACAGGACCUAGCACAAAGGAAAGUUUACCAGAGUUUCCCGGGUACAACCACAGCUGGUUCUUCUGGUAUUUUACCCAGCAUGCUCUCCAUGAUGGCCAUCUUUGCGAUGACUGUUCUACUAUAAUGAGACACUGGCAUAGAUUUAUAUUUAAAACGAAUCGCUUUAUGACCGGAAGUAAGAGAAACCAUUUGUAUUUUUAUGUUAUAUUGUCUUGACAAGUCCUGAUAAAAUGAAGUAAACACCUUAUUUUUCCCAAAGUUUUAUGAAUCAGUAAGCUGAAAUUAUUACUAAAUAUGAACUAUAUGAAUUGUCUGUUUCAUGACGUAACAUACUUAGUCCGUUUUGGAAUGAAGUGUUUAAUUUGAACUGCGGUUAUUUAUAUAAAAUGGCUGUAUGGCAAAAUAUAUAUUUUCAAGCAAGUUGAAAAUAUUUGAAUGUCAAUUGUAUUGUCACAAAUUGUGUUUCUAUAUACAUUCUGUCAUAUUUUGACAAAUUAUAUCAAAAUAAAAUCAUGAAUAGAAAACUCAUUUUAGUGUACAGUGUUGUCAUGCAAAAUGAGUGCUAAAUAGAUCUAGGUUAAAAGUACAUCAUUUCUAUGAAUAUCUUCAUGAUUAUGUCAAGACAAGAAAAUAAAAUCGGGAGGAACUUGUUUAGAAUGUUUUUUCUUGCCAGCAUUGUAAUUUUUAGCAUAAAACAAGUAUAAUGUGUACCAUAUGGUUAAAGUCCAAGAAAUUUCACACAAAAAUGCAUGCAUGUAUCUCUGUUUCAAGAUGUGCACUUUGCUCAAUAUUGGUAGACUAUUGAUACAACGGUAGAACAAAUACAUCCAUUAGCUGUUAAAGAAUAGUAUUUAUAUUAGGGUCAGUUGUUUUUUCUUUGUUCUUUUUUUUAAAUAUAUAUAUAUAUAUUUUUUUUUCAUCUAAUCAAAAUUGUAUGUGCUCAUAUAUACCAAAUGUAUAUUUUAUAAUAUGUGUAUGGGUGUGAUACUUUUAUGGAAUGUGACAUCAUUCAGUGAGAAAACACGUUAUGAUAUUUUUUUAAAGGUAUACUAGACACAAAUUAUUUCAAAGUUGAAAAUAUGAGAGAUACAACAGCUAGCUUCAUAUGUAAAUAUUUUAAUAUUACGAAGUUUAUAUGCGUUAACAGUACUAUAUAUCAGAUUUAAAUCAUUACAUAUACAAAAGGUGUAUAUGUAAACACAGUACAGUGUAACUUCCUAAAACCGAACGACUUCCGGACCAGCCUAAAAGUUUGGUAUUUGGAAGUUUCCGGAAUUCAGAAGUUUGGAAAUUUGCAGGCAAAGCAGACGGGGUGCACUAGAGUUAUCUUUUCUUACACAUAGGAUGAAAGAGAUUAUUAUCUUUUAGGUAACUGUACAAGAUUGUAUAAAGUAAUCAAUUAAUAUAUUAAUGAAUUAAUUACAAACAUUAAGGAUAAUCAAGUACAGUGCAUUCGCGAUGCUACGAAUCGCAAUUUAACGAAAUACUGGUAUACUACGAAAAGGUGUUGUGGUCCCGGCUGCUUUUCUUCUUAUUUCUAUGUUACAAAGUCGCGGUGUUACGAAAAUGCAAUUUAACGAAAAAUGCGCUCCUACGAAUGUAUUGUUAUGCCCUUAAAGCCUGUUUUCAACUUGUUUUAGUUGCGAUUUUACGAAUACCUGUAUUGUCUAAGUUUUCACACCUUCCAUAACGGCGUGAAAACACUUUAGAGUGGAAAAUGUCACUAUCAUUUAUCUGGACGUAAACAAUAAUUAAAGUGUGAAAACGUAGUAAUUAAAUUCGAAACACAUACGCUGUACACUAUGAGACAAGUUAGUGGUUAAUUUUUUCUCCUAGAACUAUCAGAUCGGAUGGCAUACCAGUCACACUUGCUUCGAUAUCUAUACGUCUCAAACAAUCAUUGCAUAAAGAAUAUUUAAGUCCUGAUCGUCUGUAUAAUGUCGUUUUGUUAUUCUGAACUAUUCAAUAAAGGGUAACUGAGGGUAUCGGAAUAUGCAAUUGCGAUUUGUGUUCUCGUGUAACAAUG
This is a messenger RNA of Mercenaria mercenaria, 3824 nucleotides long. RefSeq lists its product as uncharacterized. The record is from RefSeq and is a predicted model, not a curated record. Lineage: Eukaryota; Metazoa; Mollusca; Bivalvia; Venerida; Veneridae. The coding region runs from base 162 to 1922 and encodes 586 amino acids. Gene Ontology annotation, molecular function: carbonate dehydratase activity; zinc ion binding. The transcript is spliced from 15 exons.